Molecule: messenger RNA, 5996 nt
Organism: Oncorhynchus masou masou (cherry salmon)
Lineage: Eukaryota; Metazoa; Chordata; Actinopteri; Salmoniformes; Salmonidae
Product: protein phosphatase 1A
Exons: 6
Coding region: 371-1519 (382 amino acids)
Biological process (GO): negative regulation of canonical NF-kappaB signal transduction; positive regulation of canonical NF-kappaB signal transduction; peptidyl-threonine dephosphorylation
Cellular component (GO): cytosol; nucleus
Molecular function (GO): protein serine/threonine phosphatase activity; magnesium ion binding; manganese ion binding
Source: RefSeq, a predicted model, not a curated record
AUCCGGGUAUUUUUUGAGUCCACUGUUUGGUUUAGCUAGUGUUUGCAGGCUGUGUCAAAUUCAAGUGAAUAGGCUGGGGCUUGACACUCAUUUGGCCAUAACAGCUCCGGCCUAAAAAUUCAAAGGAGGGACAUUUUAACUAUACUUUACGUCGACAAAUGUUAAAGUAAUGCAUCCCUGGUUUAGUCAGAACAGGGAGUUCCGCACUUUCACAAAUUGAUGCACUGUGAGGUGAUUGCUAGCUAGCUAACGUUACCCGCAAACUCCCUCCAUCUCGUCGGGGUUUCUGUUUCGGUCACAGCACCUCUGCUCUGUUGCUGUCUUUACAACUUCAAAACAGGUCUUGCGGAUUUUGGUUUUAAGAGCUACAAUGGGGGCGUUUUUGGACAAGCCAAAGAUGGAGAAGCACAAUGCUCAUGGUGAGGGGAACAGUCUGACCUAUGGCCUGAGCAGCAUGCAGGGCUGGAGGGUGGAGAUGGAGGAUGCGCACACGGCAGUCAUUGGCCUGCCUCAUGGGCUCGACCCUUGGUCCUUCUUUGCUGUCUAUGAUGGGCAUGCUGGCUCCCAGGUGGCCAAAUACUGCUGUGAGCACCUGCUGGAGCACAUCACCAGCAACCCAGACUUCCAGAGUGGUCUGGAGCCCAACGUAGAGAGUGUGAAGAUCGGCAUCCGCACAGGUUUCCUGCAGAUUGACGAGCACAUGCGGAACAUCUCAGAGAAGAAGCACGGUGUGGACCGCAGUGGCUCAACUGCGGUGGGGGUCAUGAUUUCCCCAGGCCACAUCUAUUUCAUCAACUGUGGAGACUCCCGGGGUCUUCUGAGCCGUGGAGGAGCUGUGCACUUCUUCACACAGGACCACAAGCCCAGCAACCCACUGGAGAAGGAGAGGAUUCAAAACGCCGGAGGCUCUGUCAUGAUCCAGAGAGUGAACGGCUCUCUGGCUGUGUCCCGGGCCCUGGGAGACUUCGACUACAAGUGUGUGCAUGGCAAGGGCCCCACUGAGCAGCUGGUUUCACCAGAGCCUGAGGUGUAUGCCAUUGAAAGGUCUGAGGUGGAAGAUGAGUUUAUUGUCCUAGCCUGCGAUGGCAUCUGGGAUGUCAUGGCCAAUGAGGAACUGUGUGACUUUGUCAGGUCCAGGCUAGAGGUGACCAAUGACCUUGAGAGAGUCUGCAAUGAAAUUGUUGACACUUGCUUGUACAAGGGGAGUCGGGACAAUAUGAGCGUUGUGCUGAUCUGCCUCCCAGGGGCUCCAAAGGUGACUGCAGAUGCCGUGAAAAGGGAAGCAGAGCUGGAUAAGUACCUCGAGAGCAGAGUAGAAGAGAUCAUUAAGAAGCAGGGAAACGAAGGGGUUCCAGACUUGGUCCACGUGAUGCGGACGUUAGCAUCAGAGAGCAUCCCUAACCUCCCUCCUGGGGGUGAACUGGCCAGCAAGCGAAACGUUGUUGAAGCGGUGUACAACAAACUCAACCCAUACCGAAGUGACGACACAGACUCAGCGUCCACAGACGACAUGUGGUAACACAACCCCCACCACAAACACAGCACAGAGUUUACAACCCGCAACCCUCUCAAGACCCACAGCAGCUCCGUUCAGCAGUCUGUCUACCCACCACUUUGAGCGUUACAUUUUUAAGAAGGGAAUAUGAUGGGAGGACGAGGAGAUGCAAACACACCUCUACACCCUGGAUAGGGCAGCACCAGUCCGCUCUGAAGUUCAGGAUGCCCUCCAUUUUGUCUCACCUUUUAUCCCCCUUCCCCAACCUUACCCAAAACUAGCGAGUCCAUUAGGUUCUUUAAAAAAAUCAGCUGAAACAAUUUAUUUUUUUGCUGUAAUUAGUUUGAUUCACAUUUCCUUGUGUUUUGUAUAUUUCUGUUUUUGUGAAGUGCAAUUGUCGUGUACAAACAGCCUGUAUUUAAUGCAGCUUGAGUUCAAGUAAAACAAUGAAAGAAGUGAGAAAGAGAACCUUUUAUGCACUAUCUGCCUUUUUCCUGCUCUUCUGGAGUUCCAACAAAUGUCUAUUCAGUGAAUAUUACUGUUUGUCCUCCAGGUGAUAUUAUCCUCCUGCUCUUGUUCUUUUUUAGUUUAAGUCUUUGCUCAUUAAAGAAACGGGUAAAUUGUAUAGGUUCACAGCACAGUAAGCUCUCUAAAUCUAACCAUAUAAAUCCUAAUAUUUACAUGUUCAAUUUUAAUUAUUUUUCAUAUACCUUUUUCUUUAUACGCUGUAGUAACUAUGGUAAAGUGUUACAGUCCUUCAUUGUGUUCCUGUCUUUUGGAGAGAAAGGAUCUUGUUGCUCUCCUGUAAACACAACAAAGCAGUUCCAAGAUGCAAGUGAAGAUUAUCCCACCUGACACCUUUUAACACUUGCUGUGUUGGAUUCCGUGUGUGUGUGUGUGUGUGUGUGCGUAUACUGGCAAGCGUGCCUGGGUGCUUGUGUGUAUGUGUAGAGGUAGGUCUCUAUCUGCAGCACUGUAGCUACUAGCUAAUGUUUGCUAUGGUGGUGCUGAUGUCAGAACCACAUGGGCUGGAGAUUUAGGCACCAUUACUCCUAGAUACCUCUUCUGCACCUCAUCAGUCCCUCAUAUCAGCACAAUACAAUCUCUCACUACCCCUCACUCAGAUAACACUUUAUUUGACAGUGGAAGGAGUAAGUUGACAAAUUGCUAUUUGAACUUCAAAAUGACAUCUACCACAACCACUUUGUAAUUGUCAGUGAAGUCUGUGACACAGUUAACCUGUCUAAUGACAUACAGUGAUUUAAAAAAAAAUGUAUAUAUUUUUUAGUUUGAACCUUGACUAGUUGACAUGUUUUCAUGUGUCAUGAGUGUUAGAUCAUUUACUUUGAAUAAACCACAUGAGGUUGGUGGCACCUUAAUUGGGGAGGAUGGGCUCGUGGUACUGGCUGGAGUGGAAAAGUAUCAAACGCAUGUGUUUGAUGUCAUUCCAUUUGUUCCAGACAUGAGCCGUCCCAUCUGCAGCCUCCACUGGAAUAAGCAUAAUAUGUGACAGAUGCCCACCAUGACAGGUAACACGUGGUCUAUGAUAGCAUAGGUCAGCUUUAUGACAGCCCAUGCUAAGUGAAGUUUUCUAAGUUUCAGAGAGGAGUUCAAAUCACAACAUUUAUCUGAUUUUUACAAAUGUUUAAGUGCUGAUUGUUAGAAACCCUAGUUACCACCACCAGUCUAUCUUCUGUUUCCAAUUUCCAAGUGGUGUUUUUUCUAAAGAAGCAAUCUCCAGUUGUUACAUGAAUUUUUGGGCUUGUAAAUUAAUGGUAUGUUCACAUUUGUUUCUUGAAGAAUAUAACUUAUAAAUGCCUAGAGCUUAGUUAGGUCAACUGCUGAUAGACGCUUGUUUUACUCAAAUUCUUGUAAACCAAGUAAAUGUGAACAAACACUAACCUAAAAAUAUGGAUCAUCUAUAAUUUUGAUAUCAUGGAGGGUCAGUCUUUGCAUGCAUAGCUCUAUGAAUUUGAUUGGUUACAUUUCUCCAGCUUCAACCCUUAGCUUUUUACAGAAACAGGGGUGUUAUAGUUUCAACUGCUGAUUGCUGCUUUAAAUGUUGCUAUAUUCAACUAUACAACCAAGAACAAAUCCACUAAAUUCAUUGAGCUCUCCUAGAGCUCCUUGUAUUUACUGUGUGGUUUGGGGUGCUCUUACUGUAGAGACCUCAGCCACUGCACCAGGAGCUAGGGCACGGUAUGCUGCUAAAGUGUAUGAUUGAUUUGCAGUUAAUUUUUCCCUUUUAAGAAAAAAGUGUAUAGUAUGUAUUUCGUGGUGAGAUGGUUUUAUUUAAAUGUGUUUUCUUCCAUUGUUUAAAAUUCAAUGUUGUAUAUACAGUCAGUGGCCAGUUUAUUAGGUACAUCCAUCUAGAACCGGGUCAGAUCCCACUUUGCCUCCAGAACAGCCUGAAUUAUUCGGGGCAUUCUACAUAGUGUCGGAAACAUUCCACAGGGAUGUUGGUUCAUGCUGACGCGAUGGCAUCGUGCAGUUGCUGCAGAUUAGACAGUGGUACAUUCAUUCUGCGAACAGCCCAUUUACAUUUUAUCCCAAACAUACUCUAUUGAGUUGAGGUCUGGGGACUAUGCAGGCCACUCAAGUAAGCUGAACUCACUGUCAUGUUCCAGGCAAUGUUUUUCCACUCCUCAAUUGUCCAGUGUUGGUGAUCGCAUGCCCAUUGGAGACACUUCUUGUUUUUAGCUGAUAGGAGUGGAACCCGGUGUGGUCAUUUGCUACAAUAGCCCAUCCGUGACAUGGAUCGACGAGCUGUGAGUUCCCGGAUGCCGUUCUGCACACACUACUGUUGUACUGCACUGUUAUUUGUCUGUUUGUGGCCCGCCUGGUAGCUUGCACGAUUCUUGCCAUUCUCAUUCGACCUCGCUCAUCAACAAGGUGUUUUCACCCACAGGACUGCCACUGAUUGGAUGUUUUAUUGUUUGUCGCAUCAUUCUCUGUAAACCCAAGACACUGUCAUGCGUGAAAAGCCCAGGAGGGCGGUCGUUUCUGAGAUACUGGAUCCGGCGCGCCUGGCACUGACCAUCAUAACACGCUCAAGAAUUGCUUUGGACACUCGUUUUGCCCAUGCUUACGUUCAAUCAACCGUAAUUGAAGGCUUCGAUGCCUGUCUGCCUGCUUUAUAUAGCAAGCCAUGGCCACGUGACUCACUGUAGGAGCGAUCCAUUUUCGUAAACGGAGGGGUGUACCUAAUAAACUGUCCACAGUUUAUUAGGUUAGAUAAGUGGUGAGCAAGAUGCUCUUGUUUUGUUUGUGGAUGUUUAAUCAAUUACAAUGGAGCACUGUGGGUUAAGGUGCCCUUCUAAUUCCCGUGGGCUCUGCUCAGGGUUGGGACACUAUCCUGUUUGUCUGACACGCAGGGUAACAUACUGAAUUUGAAAUUCUCUCUCUUUAACCAACUGACAAUCUAAUGAUGUAGGCUAACUUCAGGCAACAAACUACCACGUUGUCUCCUGAAUUUGACCCCUAUAUAUUGUUCAACAUUUUGGGGUCACUUAGAAAUGUCCUUGUUUUUGAAAGAAAAGCUAUUUCUUUGUUGUCCAUGUUUAAAAUAACAUUAAUUGAUCAGAAAUACAGUGUGGACACUUAAUGUUGUAAAUCACUAUUGUAGCUGGAGACAGCUGAUUUUUAAUUGAAUAUCUACAUAGGCGUACAGAGGUCCAUUAUCAGCAACCCUCACGCCUGUGUUCCAAUGGAACGUUGUGUUAGCUAAUCCAAGUUUAUCAUUUUAAAAAGCUAAUUGAUCAUUAGAACCCUUUUGCAAUUAUGUUAGCACAGCUGAAAACUGUUCUCCUGAUUUCAAGAAUCAAUAAAUAUGGCCUCUUUUAGGCUAGUUGAGUAUCUGGAGCAUCAGCAUUUGUGGGUUCGAUUACAGGCUCAAAAUGGCCAGAAGCAAAGCACCUUCUUUUGAAACUCGCCAGUCUAUUAUUGUUCUGAGAAGUGAUGGCUAUUCCAUGCAAGAAGAUCUCGUACAAUGCUUUGUACUACUCCCUCCACUGGCUCUAACCAGAAUAGAAAGAGGAGUGGGAGGCCCCGGUGCACAACUGAGCAAGAGGACAAGUACAUUAGUGUCUAGUUUGAGAAACAUACGCCUCACAAUUCCUCAACAGGCAGCUUCAAUAUAUAGUACCCACAAAACACCAGUCUCAACAUCAACAGUGAAGAGGCGACUCCGGGAUGCUGUUCUUCUUGGCCGAGUUGCAAAGAAAAAGCCAUAUCUGACUGGCCAAUAAGAAAAAAAGAUUAAUAUGGGCAAAAUAAUACAGACACUGGACAGAGGAACUCUGCCAAGAAGGCCAGCAUCCCAGAGUCACCUCUUCACUGUUGACGUUGAGACUCAGUUGUGCACCGGGGCCUCCCACUCAUGAUGAUGCUGAUGCUCCAGAUACUCAACUAGUCUAAAGAAGGCCAGUUGUAUUGCUUCGUUAAUCAGAAUAACAGUUUUCAGCUGUGCUAACAUAAUUGCAAAAGGGUUUUCUAAUGAUAA